AUGAUAUUGCCUUCCAUUUCCCGCAUUUAUAUCUUGCUCGUUAUAAGUCUCAUGUCGAGCCGCCGAACUCGGUGUCAUGCGACGGCUUUACAGGGCCGUUCUCUGUGUGCCACUGGUGGUCCAGAUGCAGCAUUGAGGGCUGAACAUGAAAGACUGGGAGCGUUCGAAUCCCAUCCGGACAGCGUAUCUUACGACAUGCGAAGAGCAUUGGAGCCCAUUGAGAUAGAGACGUGGUUUCACAUUGUGAGUGGCGAAACUGAUGCAGAUUUAGUAACAGACGAGAUGGUCAUACUUCAGUUACAUUAUUUGCAAAAAGCCUAUGAAAACGCUGCAAUCUCUUAUCGGUUAAAGGGCGUCACGCGUCAUGUUAAUAAAACUUGGGCGCGCAAUGGAGAUGACUCGGCAAUGAAGAAAGCACUUCGCAAGGGCGGUUACAGCACGUUAAAUGUCUACUUUCAGACCAAUCUACAGCCGCCCUCCGCAGACUUUGCGAGAUGGACCUCUGAAGGUGACAAUCGUCACGCAUAUAAUCCAGACCUUGCCCCCCCUAGCGUCCUUGGUUUCUGCACUCUUCCGGAUCCAAGCAUUAAUGCCAGCAGCCCUCGAGUCAGCUAUUCCAAAGAUGGCUGCAAUGUGCUGGCUAAGACUAUGCCUGGUGGCCCCAUGACUCAUUACAAUCGGGGUGGUACUGCAAUACACGAAAUUGGCCACUGGAAUGGUCUCUUACAUACUUUUGAAGGCGAGUCGUGUUCGAACGAAAACGCUGGUGAUUACAUUGCAGACACACCGCAGCAGUCGAUGCCCACUGACGGGUGCCCUUCUCAGAAGGAUUCAUGCCCGGAUAGCCCUGGCUUUGACGCCAUACAUAAUUUCAUGGACUAUUCAUCCGAUGACUGUUAUGCUUCCUUUACAUCUAAUCAGCUGAAGAGAAUGCGAGACAUGUGGUUCUCCAUGAGAAAAGGAAAAUAG
Aspergillus viridinutans is the source of this 969-nucleotide messenger RNA. Its product is annotated as zinc metalloprotease. The record is from RefSeq and is a predicted model, not a curated record. The transcript is spliced from 2 exons. NCBI's taxonomy places the organism in Eukaryota, Fungi, Ascomycota, Eurotiomycetes, Eurotiales, Aspergillaceae. Gene Ontology annotation, molecular function: metallopeptidase activity. Bases 1 to 969 code for a protein of 322 amino acids.